AUGAGCGUGCUCGACUGCGGCUGCGGGCCGGGGACGAUAACGCAGGGGAUCGCUCAGAUCGUGGCGCCGGGCAAAGUUAUAGGCUGCGACCUGGAGCCGGGCAUGGUCGAGCGCGCCGCCGCGCUCGCGGAGGGCGCGAACCUCGACAACCUGAGUUUUCAGGUCGGCAACAUCCUUGACCUGCCUUUCGAGGACAACACAUUCGAUGCGGUGCUGUCGUGCGCGGUGACGGAGCAUCUGGGUGAGCCGGUGAAGGCGAUGAGCGAGCUGGGGCGUGUGGUCAAGAGGGGCGGCGUCGUGGGGAUCACGCGCACGGACUGGGCCGCACACAUGAUUGCGCCGUCGUGCGGUGCAGUCAAUCGUUUCUUCGAGCUGUUCGAGAGCGGCUUCAACUUGCAAGGCGGCACGAUGAAUGGCGGGAGGAAUCUCCCUAGCAUGCUGGGCGAGGCGGGUCUGAACGUUGUUGACGUGCUAAUCGCGUUAAGCGGCGCAUAUACACCCGAACCCGGGAAUGCCAUGGUGAACGGCUGGGCAGAGUGGAUAGAGAACCUGCCAUUGUUCGAUCGCGUAAUCGAAGAGGGCUUGACCACGCGGGACGAAUUGGACGCGAUGUGCGCUGAGAUGCGGGAGUGGGGGGCACAGCCGGGGACGAUUGCGGCGACGGGCGGAUGCAGAGUGGUGGCGCGGAAGGAUUGA
Messenger RNA from Geodia barretti, 696 nucleotides. The record is from the annotation of a GenBank genome assembly. NCBI's taxonomy places the organism in Eukaryota, Metazoa, Porifera, Demospongiae, Tetractinellida, Geodiidae.